AUGUGGGUGGGGCCUGCCGGGCGGCUCGGCCUGUCGCCAUGGAGACGGCCCCCGCGGCCUGAGCUGCCUAGAGCCUGCGGUCCGGUCGGGCCCAUCGUGAAGCGGGGGCCCUGCGGUGCCCUCCCGUUCCCGGACAUGAGGCCGGUGCGUGGCCGCUGGGAACUGUCGCUGAGCUGGGGGGAUGAAAAGGGCUGCCGGUCUAAUGAGAACAUUUUAAGAGCUGCAUGAUUGACCCAAGGAGGCCUGCACUGUGAAACCAAGGCAACCACCUUGAGGCUGGGGUAAGAGGAAGCAAUUUUCUUUUUCGGCUUGCUGUAGAUGAACAUCUGCAAUAAACCGCCUAACAAGACAGCUCCAGAGAAGACGAGUGAUGAAGCAGCUCCUGAGGCCCAAUCCCAGCAUGCCCGGAGAAACGGUUGGAGCUGGCCGCCCCACCCAUUCCAGUUUAUCGCUUGGCUGCUCUACCUCUUCUUUGCCCUCGUCGGCUUUGGCGUCCUCGUGCCUCUCCUGCCUGUGCACUGGGUUCCUGCUGGGUACAUCUGCCCAGGAGUCUUUUUCCUCUGCCAUCUAGUAGUUCAUCUCUCAGCGGUUUCCAUUGACCCAGCCGAUGACAGCGUGCGUGCGAAAAAUUACCAGGGGCCUCUUGCCACGUUCAAUCGUAGCCAGCAUGCUCACGUCAUUGAGAACCGCCACUGUCACAUCUGUGAUGUCAAUGUGAGCUCCCGAUCAAAGCACUGUGGGACCUGCAACAAGUGUGUGUGCGGAUUUGAUCACCACUGCAUGUGGCUCAACAACUGCGUGGGGGAGAGGAACUACUGGCUGUUUCUGAACAGUGUGAUAUCAGCCAUCCUGGGCCUUCUCCUGAUCCUGCUCAUUGCCUUCUACAUCUUUGUGGAGUUCUUCCUUAACCCCAUGAAGCUGCGCACUGAUCAGCACUUUGAAGGUUUAAAGAACCAAACAGAUGUGUGGUUUGUGUUUCUGCCUGCUGCUCCCAUUGAGACCCAAGCCCCCGCCAUUUUGGCACUGGCUGGCAUCCUGAUCUUCCUGGGGCUGCUGACUCUGUUCCUGUUGACCCACCUCCUGAUCUUCCACAUUUAUCUCAUUUGGCACCGAAUGUCUACCUAUGAAUACAUUGUGCAGCAGCGCCCCCCCCAGGAAGUCAAGGAGCCUGACAAGCAGCUGGAAUCCUGUCCUCCCCAAGUGAAGCGACUUCAGGAAAUGCAGUUUUAUGCAGGAAGUCUUGGAUAUACCAACCCCGAAGCUCCAGGGGAGGAUUCAGGAUUAGCCUCAGGGAAAGACCUACCAAAGUUCUGCAUGCGCAGUGAUGGUUCGGACUCCAAGCUCAUCCUCUCUCCUGAAACUUCAGAGACCCAAGUUGGACUCCCGCCACAGAAAAAGAGGAAGAAAAAGAGGAAGCGGUACAAGGAGCCCUCUUCUCUGGCAGAGGAAAGAUCCAAGGAGAUGGUUGCCCCGUGGUCUUCUCUUCCAGUUUUACAGCAAGAACUGGCAGUCGUGGCCACCACUUCCUCAGCCUCCUCCUCCUCCAGCCUUCGCCUCCCCAUCCCAGCUUUCCCUCCCCAGGUGAACACACCCCCAGGGAGCAGCGGCCCCGUCCAGGCGGCAGGCCCCCCAGCCGAUUACCAUUCUGAGUCGGCCGAGUCCAUGGACGAGAUCCCCGUGGCCCAGACACGCCUGGGAAGCAGCGCCCUUAACGGAGCUUCCAAGAGCCACCUGAGCGGCGCUCAGCAUCUCCCGCUCCCGGCGGCCCCUUCCCAAGGGGGAAGAGAGAAGUGCCAGAACGCUGGGCGCAAAGCCAAGAGGAAGAACUGUCCGCCAUCCGCGCUGCCACAAGAGGAAGAGCUGGAACUGUCCUUUAAGGUCCCCACUGUGUUUGUGAGCACAAGCAGUGGGGAGCUGCCCGUCCCCAACUCCUGGUCUGGCGAAUCCUCUGAACCUCCUCACAGAAAAUGCUCUAGCAAACAGCAUAUAGAGGACCAGGACUUCCAUGCCUGGGACAUGAGCAACAGUACAACUGCGGCAUAGCCUCACCCCCACAACAUCCAAGGGGAAAAGCAAAGGGGGUAUAAGGUGCUCGCUCUCCCAAAUAUAUAUGUGUUCUGAGGGUUUAAAAACGAGUGAUCUAUCUUGCUUGCCGGCCUUGUCUCUUCCAUGCUGCUGUUUUAUUGUGGAGUGGGGAAAUGUUCUGUCACCUUUCUGGCUCCUGCAGCAGAGACACGAAUGCCUUCGGGUGGACAGCCGAGUGGUCCAUUGCUGCCCCGGGGCAGGAGUCUUCCCUCAAGUGGUGUGGACCAAAGAACCAGAUAAAUAAGGUUUUUGGGUUGAGUCUCUUCGGUGCUUGGACUCUUACCUCUGCUAGACCUCACCAGAAGCAAAAUGACACCCCGUACAUAACUUGAUACAUUCCUGUGGGGUGCCAGAAGCAGCUGCAUCAUGUCCCAUUUGUGUGGGUGUGUGAGUGUGUGUGGGUGUGGAGUGGGGAUGUUUGGAAAGAGUGCUCGUUCUCCAUCCCUUUCUAUUCCUUUCAGAACCUUUCUCCAUUUGUCCAUCUCUCCACUUAUCUGCAAGGGAAGAUGCAAAGUGCCAUUGCUGUCCUGUAAGCAUUCUCUCCUCCAUCAUGACUUGGGCUUUUUUUUUUUUGUAGCAGGGACUCCUUUGCAUAUUAGGCCACGCACCCCCUGAUGAAGCCAAUCCUCCAAGAGCUUACAGGGCUCUUAGUGCAGAGCCUACUGUAAGCUCCAGGAGGACUGGCUACAUCAGGGGUGUGUGGCCUAAUAUGCAAAGGAGUUCCUGCUGCAGAAAAAGACUUGAUCAUGGCUUAUUUUCUCCUUGCAAUGCAGGUUUAUUGUUAAAAGAAAAACCUCUGACCUUGGUUCUCAGAGGUCAGGGCCAGUAGCUUUGGGCAUCUUCUCUCUUGCAUGUUCUCUUGGCAGCACAAGACUCCUCGUGCACAUGAUGGAUUGGCACUAACAAAGGCCCCGAGAGAAGAGACAUCUUGUGCAGAUACUGGAUUUGGGGUUUCAAAUAGGUCCAUUUUCCUUUAGUGUGCUAGAAAGGUUGCAGCCCUUCCUGACUGCUUUCCCAUUCUUUAUGCAACAAUAUUCUCAAACCUUUGACUUCUGUGAGACUCCCUGGACAGCUGUGGGCACAAUAAAGGUUUUUUUUCUAUC
Heteronotia binoei (common prickly gecko) is the source of this 3188-nucleotide messenger RNA. It is a transcript of the gene ZDHHC1, whose product is annotated as zinc finger DHHC-type containing 1. Lineage: Eukaryota; Metazoa; Chordata; Lepidosauria; Squamata; Gekkonidae. The record is from RefSeq and is a predicted model, not a curated record. Gene Ontology annotation, molecular function: protein-cysteine S-palmitoyltransferase activity. The transcript is spliced from 12 exons. Gene Ontology annotation, biological process: protein targeting to membrane; peptidyl-L-cysteine S-palmitoylation. Gene Ontology annotation, cellular component: Golgi apparatus; endoplasmic reticulum. The coding region runs from base 319 to 2043 and encodes 574 amino acids.